Molecule: messenger RNA, 558 nt
Organism: Phalaenopsis equestris
Lineage: Eukaryota; Viridiplantae; Streptophyta; Magnoliopsida; Asparagales; Orchidaceae
Product: thaumatin-like protein
Exons: 1
Biological process (GO): defense response
Cellular component (GO): extracellular region
Source: RefSeq, a predicted model, not a curated record
CCCUUCGACGCCUCCGGUAACGGUCAAUGCCAAACCGGUGACUGCGGCGGCAAGCUGGCCUGCACCGCCUACGGGUCGCCGCCGAACACCUUGGCUGAGUUCUCCCUCAACCAAUACGCCAAUCUGGACUUCUUCGACAUAUCCAACGUCGACGGCUUCAACGUGGGGCUUGAAUUCAGCCCGGAUCCGGUGGGGAGCGGGUCUUGCCACGCGAUCCGGUGCGCCGCGGAUAUUGUCGGGCAGUGCCCGGCGGAGCUGAAGGCGCCCGGAGGAUGCAAUAACCCCUGCACCGUGUUCAAGACGGAUGAGUAUUGCUGCAACUCUGGGAGCUGCCAGCCGACGGACUAUUCUAAGUUCUUCAAGAACCUCUGCCCCGACGCGUAUAGUUAUCCCAAGGAUGAUCAGACGAGCACCUUCACUUGUCCCGCCGGUGGCAACUAUAGAGUCACCUUCUGCCCUAACUGAUUCCGGCCGGCCCGACCGGGAAGUCCAGACGACAAUCUGGAUGUUGCCACGCCGUUGUGUAUCGCAUGACGGCUUAUACGAAUCAUUGUAGGA